AUGGCCUCAACGAUAAAUUUUUUUUCCAAAGAAGACAUUAGUAAUAAGGAAGAAAAUGAAAAAGAGGAAAAGAAAUCAAACAAUAAAGAAUUGUUAGAAAAUAAUAAAGAAAAGUCCUGUUCUGGUAUACAGAAAACUAUUAGAUUAUUGAACUUAUUUAGUAAUAGUGAAAAGAAGAGGAAAAUUGAUAAUAGUAGAGAAGAAUAUUCUGAUAAAAUAUUAGAAAAACAAAGUACAUUAAGUUUAAAAGAUAAAGAACAAAAUGCUUUAAAUUAUAUAAAUAAUGAAUAUGUGAUUGAAAAAGGAAAUGAUAAAUUAUGUGAGGAGCAGGGACAAGAUCACCAAAUUUCUAUAGCUUCUUUGGAGGAUGAGGGAUCAUACAAUAAAAAUGUUACGACUUUUGAAAGGAAUGAAUCUAAUAAUGAAAAAAUGAAGGAUAUAAAAAAUGAUGAUAUAAAAAUUAAGGAAAAAAUUAAUUAUAAUAAAAUAAAUAAUGAUAGAAUAACAUACGAUGGCAAAUCAAAAAAAGGGGAAGAAAAAAAUAAAUAUAGUAAAGAAAAGACAAACACGCAUUUACAUGUAGAAGUAGAAAAAAAGGAUAAUAUAAAACAUUUCUUUGAUUAUAACAAAUAUAGGAGUAAAUGUAAUGUAACCUUUUCAAUGAAAUAUAAAGAUAGUUCUGUAAGUCUAAGUAAUGAUAAGUUAACUUGUUAUGGUGAUAAAGGAUGGUCAAGUGUUUUUGUAAAUAACGGUGCAGAUAUUGGAAAAUGGUAUUAUGAAAUAAAAAUUGAAGAGCCUGUACAAAAUUUCAAUUUUUUAGGAUAUAAAGAUAAAAUUAUAAAAGUCAAUCCAUAUAUAAGAGUUGGUUUUGCUUGUAGAUAUAUGAGAUAUGAUUAUCCUAUAGGUACAGAUAAAUAUAGUUAUUGUGUUAAUAGUAAAAAUGGUAAAAUAUUUAACAAUUCUAUUAGUUAUGAUUGUAUGGAACCUUUUAAUGUUGGUGAUAUUAUUGGAUGUUAUUUAAAUUUAAAAAAUAAAAAUUCAUAUAAUUUCGAUCCAAGAUUAGAUAAAAAGCUAUAUGAACAUUUACAAAAUGGAAUAUUAUGUGAUCCCAAAAAUCCACCUCUCUUAAAAAAAAAUGAAGGUUCAACUAUAUUCUUUUCUUUAAAUGGACAAAUAAAAAAGACAUCCUUUAUGGAUAUUUAUGAAGGAUUUUAUCAUCCUUCUGUAAGUUUAUAUAUGGGAGCAUCAGCUAAAAUUAACUUGGGCCCUAAUUUUACAUAUAAUCAUUUGCAGGACUAUGUCCCAUGUGUAUAUAUGGAGCCUCCCACCGUAUUAUAA
Messenger RNA from Plasmodium falciparum 3D7, 1338 nucleotides. RefSeq names its product SPRY domain-containing protein. The record is from RefSeq and is a predicted model, not a curated record. Gene Ontology annotation, cellular component: Set1C/COMPASS complex; nucleus. Lineage: Eukaryota; Apicomplexa; Aconoidasida; Haemosporida; Plasmodiidae.